Molecule: messenger RNA, 1113 nt
Organism: Aspergillus melleus
Lineage: Eukaryota; Fungi; Ascomycota; Eurotiomycetes; Eurotiales; Aspergillaceae
Exons: 7
Coding region: 1-1113 (370 amino acids)
Biological process (GO): transmembrane transport
Cellular component (GO): membrane
Molecular function (GO): transmembrane transporter activity
Source: RefSeq, a predicted model, not a curated record
AUGGCCCUCUUGAUCUCCUCGUGCCGGAAUUGGAGUGGCCUGAUGGCGUUACGGUUCUUCAUGGGCUGCUUGGAAGCUAUUAUCGUUCCGUCCGUCACCCUUAUCGUCGCUGGUUUCUAUAAGAAGCAUGAACAACCGCCGAGAAAUGCUAUUGCUUUGGCCGCAGUUAGCUCAGUGAUCAACGGCUUUUUAUCAUGGGCGGUUGGUCAUAUACCUGAUUCUGCUCCAUUGGCGAUCUGGCAGUACCUGUAUCUCAUCGUUGGCACUGUCUCCAUAACAUGGUCUAUAGUGGCCUUUAUUUUUCUCCCUGAUUCUCCCAUGACUGCCUCCUUCUUGUCCGAGCAGGAGAAAUAUUAUGCGGUGCAACGGGUGGCUGAGAAUAAAACCGGAAUUGUCAACAAGCAGUGGAAAGGCAACCAGGCCCUCGAGGCCAUCAUGGACCCGAAGACGUGGAUCCUUUUCUUCUUCAACAUUGCUAUCAACAUUCCCAACGGAGGCCUCACCACCUUUAGUGGAAUCAUCAUCAAUAACCUUGGAUUCUCCCCUGUUAACACAUCCCUCUUGAACAUGCCGACCGGUAUCAUGUCGACCAUCUCGGCCUUUUUCUUCUCGUGGCUAGCCGCGAAGUGGACCGACCGGAGGUGUCUUGUUACGAUGAUCGCGGCCUGUUUGCCGAUCAUAGGAUCGGUGGUUGUCUAUACUCUUCCACGAACGAACAUUGGGGGGCAGAUGGUCGGGAUAUAUCUGUUAUAUACCUACUUUGGUCCAUACGUAGUUGGAAUUUCAAUGGCCCAGGCCAAUACUGCUGGCCACACGAAGAAGAACUUUCAAUAUUCGAUUUUGUAUAUCGGCUAUGCCGUUGGCAAUUUGAUCGGACCUCAAACAUUCCGCGAGGAACAGGCUCCUGCCUACACAGGAGGCUUUGUCGCGAUGUUAGCUUGCUAUUGUGCCUGUAUCGGUCUGAUUGGGGCGUAUUGGGUUCUCGUAAUCCGAAUGAACCGGCGAUUGGAUGGUAUUGAUCCUGAGUCUGGGCCUUCUAACGAAGGUGACCUGGCUGGUGCAUUUUCCGAUCAGACAGACUUUGAGCAGAAGAACUUCAGAUACACUACCUAA